This is a messenger RNA of Symbiodinium sp. CCMP2456, 1388 nucleotides long. The record is from the annotation of a GenBank genome assembly. NCBI's taxonomy places the organism in Eukaryota, Dinophyceae, Suessiales, Symbiodiniaceae.
GCCAAGUUCGUUCGAAGGCACGGCCUGUUCCGCCCAAAGGCCCGCCGCCAGCGCAUUUGCUCAAAGCAGGCGCGCGCGAGGAAACGCAGGAGCCACCAUGGCGAGAGAAGCAGGAGCCGCCAUGGAGGGAAAAAGACAAGGAGGACCUCGAAACUGCGGUUGAGGCCUUCUUGGAGCAGCACCAUGUGGAGGAGGACGCUGCGGCAGCCCUUCGCGAAGCGCCUAAGGAGGUCCAGAAGCGCAUCCUCAGUGAGAAGAAGGCUGUGGCCUCCGGGAGCGCGUCUGCGGCCCUGAGAUUCUGGGUGCAGCGCUACUCUCGGUUGGCGGCAGAGGCACCUGAGAAGCCGCCGGUUCGAACCGAGGGCAAGCAGCGGCCUCCAGAGCCCAUCGGUGCACCUCGUUCGAAGCGGCCUCCUGAGCCGGAAGGGCCCCCGCCAGCGCCGAAAGCUUCUGAGGAGCCCGCGACGACCCCAUCGAGGCCACUGAAACAGCCACCGCAGCCGCCACAACCACAAAAGCCGCCGCCGCCACCACAGCCGCCACCGCAGCCACCGCAGCCUCCAGCGAGCAAGCCGCCACCUCCAGUACCCCCACCCCCUGCCUCAGAACCGCCCUUGCCGCCGCCGCCCAAGCAGCCGCAGCAACAGCACGGCUUUCAAAACGUGGUUCCACCACCCCCUCCACAGCCCACACCUGCACAACAGCAGUGGCAGCAGCAGCAGCAGCAGCAACAGCAGCAGCAGCAGCAGCAGCAGCAGCAGCAGCAGCAGCAGCAGCAGCAGUUUCAGCAGCAGUUUCAGCAGCAGUUUGCGCAGGCAGUCUAUCCAGGCGUAUUGCCGCAGCUGCUCACGCCGAAUCUCAUGGCGGCUACUGUGACUGCGCAGCAGCUGGCGAUGCACAACCUCGCAAUGGCUGCCAGCACCCUGACCCAGACUCCUCAGGUCACCAAGAGUAGCUCCUCAAAGAGUGGUGGAGCCGACCAUGCCAUUGCCGUCUACGCGGAAGAGGAGCUGAAGAAGUACGUGAAGAAGCAUAACCUCUCCAAAGAGACGGAGAAGGAGCUGCGGACACUCACGCCCGAAGAGCUUCUGGGAAUCAUCACGGAGGCCAGCAAGGGUGGCAAAAAGUCAGCCGAGUCGGUUCCCAAUGUGGAUGGAUCGGAGGACGUGGUUGUGAUGGCGCGCAUCACACGCUUGAAAGUUGAGAAAGGUAUCCUACCGGAGAAGGCUCCAGACCCGGCUCCGGCGAAGAAGAAAGCAGAAAAGGAGCCCGAGGCCAAAGACAGCCUCCAGGCCGAGGAAGCCAAGGAGAAGCUACCACCAGAGGUGGAUGCAAAACUCAAGAAGAAGGUCGCCCAGCAGGACCACACAGGCAGCUAUGCCCAGCAG